AUGGUGUGGAAUUUGGACGACGGCGGCGAGCCGCACUGUCUGGAGCACAUGGUGUUCCGCGGCUCGCGGCGGCACCCGGCGGUCGGCUCGCUCGACGCGCUGGCGAACAUGUGCAUGAGUUCCGGCACAAACGCGUACACGGCGGGCGACCGCACCGUGUACACGCUCUCGUGCGGCAGCGCGGAGGGGUUGCAGCAGGUGCUGCCGGUGUACCUGGACCACGUGCUGUACUGCGCGCUGAGCGCGGCGAGUUUCCGCUCAGAAGUGUUCCAUGUGGACGAGCGCGGCGUGCCCGGCGGCGUGGUGUACAGCGAGAUGGAGAGCGCGAUGUCGCGCGCGCUGGACAGCGCGUACUACCGGCUGCUCAAGUUGUUCUACGGGCCGGCGAACCCGCUGAGCCACAAUACCGGCGGCGCGCCGGCGGAGAUCGAGCGGCUGUCGCUGGAGCGCGUGCGGCAGAUGCACGCGCGGCACUACCACCCCGACAAGCUGCUGCUCGUGCUGAUCGGCAACGUGGAGCCCGCGCCGCUGCUCGAGGCGCUCGAAUUCAAGCCGUUGCAAUACGAAGCGAUUCGCGCGCUGCUGGGCGCGAAAGACGUCUUCUGCGUGUUUCCGACGGGCGGCGGCAAGUCGCUGAUCUUCCAGCUGGCGGCGCUGGCGCUCGCAAAGUGCUGCUUGGUGGUGAUGCCGCUCAUUUCGCUGAUGCAGGACCACGGCUUCAUCGCGGUCGACGAGGCGCACUGCAUUUCGACCUGGGGCAACGCGUUCCGCCCCGACUACCGCAACAUUGGAAAGUUUUUGCAAGACUUUCGGCUGCCGAAGCUCGCGCUGACGGCCAGCGCGACGGACGCGAUCAAGCGCGACAUCGUGGACUCCUACAAUAUGAAAGACCCGCACACCUGCGUGCUGUCCGUCACGCGCGAAAACAUCUACUACGUGUGCCGCCGCUUUUCGGGCGACAAGGCGAUCGACGCGGAGCUGCUCAACUUGGUGACGUGUGAGCACCGCGGCCAGGCGGGCAUUGUGUACUGUUUCUCGCGCUCGAACUGCCAAAAGAUUGUAAAGCUACUGAAAACGAAGAACGUCUCGGCGGCCAUGUACCACGCGGGCAUGAGCGCCGCGGCGCGGAAGUCCGUGCAGACGCACUGGAUGGCGAACCGCAUGAAAAUAAUUGUCGCGACGAUCGCCUUCGGCAUGGGCAUCGACAAGCCGGACGUGCGCUUCGUCAUCCACCUGGCGCUGCCGAAGAGCCUCGACGCGUUCUACCAAGAGUCGGGGCGCGCGGGGCGCGACGGCGCGCCGAGCACGAGUUACCUGCUCUAA
This is a messenger RNA of Dermatophagoides pteronyssinus (European house dust mite), 1323 nucleotides long. Its product is annotated as ATP-dependent DNA helicase Q-like 1. The record is from RefSeq and is a predicted model, not a curated record. Lineage: Eukaryota; Metazoa; Arthropoda; Arachnida; Sarcoptiformes; Pyroglyphidae.